AUGAGCAUUAGAAAAUUUUCGACAGAAUUCACACAAAAUAACGAAAAUAACGAAAAUAAAAAGAUAAAAAGAAUUAAACCUAACAUUAAACCUAAAAAAAUUUUACGUAAACUGAAAAAGUUUCCAACCAGGGAAAAAAUAUGGAAUUUGCCAAACAUUCUUACAAUUUCUAGGUUAGCUGUUUCUCCUGUUAUUGGAUAUUUUAUUCUAAAUGAACAUUAUAAGUUUGCAUUAGGUGCUUUUAUGUAUGCUGGAAUUACAGAUUUGUUGGAUGGAUUUAUUGCGAGACAUUAUAAAUUACAAACGAUGGUAGGAACUGUAAUGGAUCCAUUAGCAGAUAAAAUACUAAUGACAAUCAUAACAGUUACUUUAAACAUGAAAGAUUUAAUACCAAGUAAAUAUUUUAAAAAUGUUCGCAACGCUUUAUCUCAAUAUUUUAAAUUAUUUAUAUUGACAGUGUUUAUUAAAGCACCGAUAGCGGCUGUAAUUCUUGGUCGUGAUGGAUGUUUGAUAUUAGCAUCAUUUUACUAUAGAUUUAUUUCACUUCCACCACCGAAAACAAUUAAUAGAUAUUUUGACUUUAGUAUUCCAUCUGCUGAAGUAAAUACAGCAUUGCAAUUAGUACUUAUGGGUGCUACGCUCACGAGUCCACUUCUAGGAAUGACCGAUUCAUCAUAUUUAACAGCAUUGCAGUAUACUGUAGCUGGAACAACAAUUUGGUCCGGAUUUAGUUAUUUACUUUCCAAAGAUGCUAUACGAAUAUUGAAACCAGGAGAUCGUAAGAGAUACAGAUGGUAA
Molecule: messenger RNA, 798 nt
Organism: Diversispora eburnea
Lineage: Eukaryota; Fungi; Glomeromycota; Glomeromycetes; Diversisporales; Diversisporaceae
Source: the annotation of a GenBank genome assembly